AUGGGGGCAGGAGUCUCAGGGAUUAUAAGAGUCAAGUAUGGAGAGUGUGGGCAAGGCUCCAAGGAUAGGUCAAGUCUCAUCACACACCAGAGGACACACACAUGGGAGAAGCCCUAUGUUUGCAUGGAGUGUGGACAAAGCUGCAGUCAGAAGUCCCAUCGCAUCAGACAACAGAAGACACACAGGGGAGUAGCCCUAUGUUUGUGGAGACUGUGGGCACAGUUUCAGUCAAGUCAGGUGUCAUCACACACGAGAGGACACACGCUGGGGAGAAACCGUAUCUUUGAGGAGAGUGUGGGUGAAGCUUCCGUUAGAAGUCAGUUCGCAGAGAGCAGAGGACACACAGGGGAGAAGCCCCGUUUGUGGGGGCUGUGGGUGAAACUUCAGUGUGAGGUCCAAUCUCAUCAGACUCCAGAAGAGAGACACAGGGGAGAAGACCUAUGUUUGUGGAGACUGGGCAGAGUUUCAGUGAGAAGUCCCAUCCCAUCAGACAACAGAAGAUAG
This is a messenger RNA of Rangifer tarandus platyrhynchus (Svalbard reindeer), 504 nucleotides long. The record is from the annotation of a GenBank genome assembly. Lineage: Eukaryota; Metazoa; Chordata; Mammalia; Artiodactyla; Cervidae.